UGCAUAUGCAGCAUGAAGAGUUGGAGUGGUUGUAUAAAUAGGUAGGCAGUGGUGGACUGCGAGGCGCUGCAAGACAGACAGAUACAUCGAUCGAUCGAUCAGAGCUUUUUCUAUCAUCAUUAGCUAGCAAGAUGAAGCAGUACUACAAAGCAGCGCUGCUUCGCUACUGGGUAGUAGUCCCGUUCCUCCUGUGGCUGGUAGCCACGGAGGAGCAACUCGCCGCCGGCGCCGUGGCCGGGGCAGCUGCCGAGUCGUCGUCGACUUGGGGCGGCCAGGGCCAGCUGCAGCUGCCUCUCUGGGUGCGACCCGGAGACCGGCGCCUCCUGGGGAUGUCUGUGGCCGGCAUGGCGGUGGAUGCCGUCGUGGCGGCCGACGGCACCGGCCAGUACACUACCAUCAAGCAAGCCGUGAAGGCAGCAGAGGCGGACACGAGCGGGCGCCGGUACACAAUCCAUGUGAAAGCUGGCAAGUACGUCGAAGACGUUGAGAUAUGGAGGCCUAAUAUUACCAUGAUAGGCGACGGGAUCGGGCGUACCAUAAUCAGCGGCAUGAAGAGCAAAAACAAGAAUCGGGGGACGGCCUGUACGGGCACACUGAACGUGCAAAAGGACGGGUUCAUCGCGCGAGAGCUUACGGUGGAGAACACCGCGGGGCCGCAGGCAAUGCAGGCGGCGGCGGUGGUGGUGAAGUCGGAUCGCGCCGUCUUCUUCAGGUGCGAGAUAACGGGUUACCAGGACACGCUGCUGGCAGAUGUUUACAGGCAGUUCUACAGGGAAUGUGUUAUCUCCGGGACAAUUGAUUUCGUGUGGGGCGAGGCGACGGCCGUCUUCCAGAUGUGCCACCUCCUGGUGCGUCGCCCGUUGGAGGGCUCCCACAACACCAUCACCGCGCAAGGGCGCAACCACUCCGAGCCCGUCGUCGCACGCUCGGGUUUCGUAUUUCAGGAGUGCAACGUGUCGACCAAGGAGGACCUGAGGGGCGUGGACACCUACCUGGGCCGCCCCUGGCACCCGGACUCCCGCGUCAUCUUCAUGUCGUCCUACUUGGACGGCAACGUGGUCAAUCCCAAGGGAUGGGUGGCGUGGCGCAUCAACAACGCCACCGACGAGCGCUCCACCGCCAGCACCGUCUACUACGCGGAGUACAACAACACUGGGGCUGGGGCCAACGUCACCCAGCGUGUUAACUGGCAUGGUUUCCACCUUCUUGCACCACACGAGGUACGCAAUUUCACCGUUGACAGCUUCAUCGACGGUGGCAGUUGGCUGCCAGAGACCAACGUCCCGUACCAUCUCGAUCUCGAUCUCGGUCUGUAAUAAUACCUGCUACUCUCUUUAUUUACUGUUUGCCUGCCUAUAUUUGCUUGGUAUUGGUAUUGUAUCAUCGAUCUCGAUGUGCUAGCUCCUGUGUGUGUAGUAUGCCAUGGUUUGUACGUAACUGGUACUGUAUGAUGCAUGCGUGCUCCUGUGUGUGUGUGUAUAUGCGAUAUGAUGGUUUGUAACUGGUACUGUAUGAUCUCGAUGUGCUCCGAUGUGGCUGUGUGUAUUGCGAUGGUUAAUGGUUUGUAACUUAAUUUUCUUUCUUUAUGCACUGUCUGAACGAGGAAUAAGCACUGUAUAUAUGUUUGUAUU
Oryza sativa Japonica Group (Japanese rice) is the source of this 1631-nucleotide messenger RNA. Its product is annotated as probable pectinesterase/pectinesterase inhibitor 32. Gene Ontology annotation, molecular function: pectinesterase activity; pectinesterase inhibitor activity. NCBI's taxonomy places the organism in Eukaryota, Viridiplantae, Streptophyta, Magnoliopsida, Poales, Poaceae. Gene Ontology annotation, biological process: cell wall modification. The record is from RefSeq and is a predicted model, not a curated record.